Molecule: messenger RNA, 714 nt
Organism: Rhizophagus irregularis DAOM 181602=DAOM 197198
Lineage: Eukaryota; Fungi; Glomeromycota; Glomeromycetes; Glomerales; Glomeraceae
Source: RefSeq, a predicted model, not a curated record
AUGAAUUCAAACAAUUUAAAUGAAGAUUUUUAUCAAACCGCUAUUAAUUAUUAUGGAAUUAAAGAAAUACUUGAAAAUUUUGGUAAUGAAAAAGAACGAAUAGGUCAAGGUUCUUGCAUAGUUUAUAAAACAAAAUGUGAAUCCCUUGGAGGAAUUUUAAUAGCGAUUAAAGAAGUAAAUAUAACUUCAGAUGAUUGUAAAAAUCGCACUAUAAAAACUUUUGUUAAUGAGUUGAAAAUUUAUAAUCGUAUUGAUAAUGGAAGAAUUAUUCAAUUUUAUGGCAUAAGCCGAAACGUUAAAGAAAGAUUAUAUUAUUUAGUAUUAGAAUAUGCAAAUCAAGGAAAUUUACGUGAAUAUAUCAAUGUUAAAAACUGUAAUGAAAACGGUUUUGAAUGGACGGAAAGGGUAUUCCUCGCAACUCAAAUUGCGGAAGGGCUUUGUUAUCUUCAUGAUGAAUUAAAUAUUGCACAUCGUGACUUGCAUACGAAAAAUAUUCUUAUUAAUGAUGGUAACAUUAAGAUAUCGGAUUUUGGAUUAUCUAAAAAUUUAGAAAGUACAAUGUCAUCUGGUAAUAAGUUUUUUGGAAUUAUUCCAUUUAUUGAUCCGCAUAAAUUAAAUAAUAGGAAUGUUCCAUUAGAUAAAAGAUCUGAUAUUUAUAGUUUAGGAAUGGAUAUUCUCCUUCCCUGUCUUCUCUGGCUAUUUCUGAGAACUUAG